This is a messenger RNA of Hypoxylon fragiforme, 2813 nucleotides long. Its product is annotated as DNA repair exonuclease. Gene Ontology annotation, biological process: telomere maintenance; meiotic DNA double-strand break formation; mitotic G2 DNA damage checkpoint signaling. Gene Ontology annotation, molecular function: DNA endonuclease activity; manganese ion binding; 3'-5'-DNA exonuclease activity. Gene Ontology annotation, cellular component: Mre11 complex; nucleus. Bases 295 to 2523 code for a protein of 742 amino acids. The record is from RefSeq and is a predicted model, not a curated record. The transcript has 3 exons. Lineage: Eukaryota; Fungi; Ascomycota; Sordariomycetes; Xylariales; Hypoxylaceae.
GUGAUGACGAGUCAACGGAGUUAACGCGAGGCGCGUCUUCCAGAACUCAGGCAGCUGCCAGGCCAGACCAGACCAGACAUCCUCGGACUUUUUAUCUACAUUACCUACACACACAUAAUUAUGGUCACGACUUUUCAGGUACGAUCAUUCAGCCAAUCUUAGAAGAUUGUUAAAAAGAACAUGUGUGGUCUUUUGAAAUAUGUUGAGCGGCUCAUUGUUUCUUACCUACUUCAGUCUUCAUUGAACUAGAACACUAGAACACUAGAACAGAACCUGCUACUAUCGAUAUUGAGAAUGUCGCCAUCAUCGUCACAAUUCACUGAUGCGGAUACUAUCCGUAUCCUCGUCGCCACUGAUAAUCAUGUGGGGUAUGAGGAGCGUGAUCCGAUCCGCGGUGACGAUAGUUGGAGAACUUUCGACGAGAUUAUGAACUUGGCCCGAGAGCAGGACGUCGAUAUGGUAUUAUUAGGUGGGGAUUUGUUCCAUGAUAAUAAGCCGUCCAGAAAGUCCUUAUAUCAAGUUAUGCGCUCGUUACGGAAAAACUGCCUUGGGAUGAAACCAUGUCAACUACAGUUCCUGAGCGAUGCAACCGAGGUCUUCCAAAGGGGGCUCGGACAUGUCAACUAUGAAGACCCCGAUGUCAACAUAGCCAUUCCCGUCUUCUCCAUCCACGGCAACCACGACGAUCCAAGCGGUGAGGGUAACUAUUGUUCUUUGGAUUUGCUUCAGAUGGCCGGGCUCGUCAAUUACUUUGGCCAGGUCCCCCGAGCGGAUGAAAUCGAAGCCAAACCUAUUCUCCUCCAGAAGAAUCUGACCAAGUUGGCACUCUACGGAAUAAGCAAUGUGCGCGAUGAACGUAUGUUCCGGAACUUUCGCGAUCAUAAUGUCAAGUGGUUCAGACCGAACCAGCAAUCGAGCGACUGGUUUAAUCUGCUUACUGUCCAUCAAAACCAUUCCGCACACACUGCCACUGGUUAUCUACCUGAAAACAUGCUACCAGAAUGGCUGGAUUUAAUCGUUUGGGGUCAUGAGCACGAGUGUUUGAUUGAUCCCAGUCAUAAUCCAGAGACUGGUUUCCAUGUCAUGCAACCAGGCUCCUCUGUUGCUACAUCCUUGGUGCCUGGAGAAGCUGUGGCUAAACAUGUCGCCGUAGUCAGCAUCACCGGAAGGGAUUUUAAAGUAGAAAAGCACCGACUAAAGUCAGUCCGACCCUUUAUGACUGCCGAAAUCGUGCUAGCAAACGACAAGAGAUUCAAAGGUCUGGAUAAAAAGAAGGAAAAUCGCCAGGAGCUCACGCGAAAACUGAUAGAUGUAGUCGAGGAAAUGAUUGAAGAGGCCAACGCAGAGUGGGACUCUAUACAAGAAGAGGAUCCAGGGAGCGGUCUGAGCAACAGUCGGCCACUACCCCUGAUCCGUUUGAAGGUUGAGUAUACUGCCCCGGAGGGAGGGCAGUAUGAUAUUGAGAACCCACAGCGAUUUUCCAACCGAUUUCAAGGGAAAGUUGCAAACAUAAACGACGUAGUCCACUUUUACCGCAAAAAGAUAGCACAGAGGAGGGCUACUGCCAAUGAAGGGCCGUCAGAAGAGCUGCUGGCAAGCUUAGAAGAGAUCGAAGAUAUCAAGGUUGACAAGCUAGUUGGGGAGUACCUUUCAGCACAGACACAGUCCUUGAAAAUCCUUCCCCAGGCACCAUUUGGUGAUGCAGUCAACCAGUUCGUUGACAAAGAUGACAAACAUGCAAUGGAGUCAUUCGUGAGCGAUUCGCUGUCGGAGCAAGUAAAGCAGAUGCUCAAACUUGAUGACAGGGAAGACGAUGAUCUGGAGACGAUAAUGGAAAUGGUCAAGGAGAGACUGGAGAAACAGUUUGCCACAGGCGCUUUGAAGCAAGCAAAAAGACGCAGAUACAAGCCAAAACCAGAUGAUUGGGACUCAGAUCUAGAUGGCCACUGGGAGGAUAGUCCCCAAGCGAUAGAUGAUUCGCCGACUACCACCGAGGCGAAAGCUCAAACGACUCAACCUAAAGGCCGGGGUAGAAAAGCCACAAAGGUUGUAGAAGAUGAAGAUGAAGACGAAGACAUGGAUGAUGUUGAGGAACAGCCGGUGCCAAAAGCAAGAGGAAGAGGUAGACCAUCGACAGCUAAGCCAAAGGCAACUCCCGCCAAGGCACCAGCAAAGAAAGCACCCGCUAAAGGACGCGGCCGCAAGGCACAGAUAUUUGAACAAAGCGACGAGGAGGAGGAAGAUGAUGUGGUGAUGGACGAUGAUGAUUACGACCCCCCUGCUCCUCCGCCACAGAAGCGUACUACGACGAGAGCCACAACAUCCAGAGCGGCGCCCAGUAGAUCACAAACAUCGCGGGCUACGCCAACGACCACUUCCAAGGCCGCCCCUAAGACGACGAAAAAGCAGACGACAUUGAACUUCUCACAGAAGGCAACCCAAGACGACCCGCUGGAGAUUAGUGACGAUGAAAUAUCGGACGACUUUGAGUCGGUUCCGGAGACUAGGACUCGUCGACGUUGAUGUAUUGCUGCUAUGACUAUUAGGUAUCGGAUAAACUCAUUCAUACCUGCUAUGUAUGUAGGUAUCUCACGCAAAGCUGAUGUUAUGGACUGGCUCAUGACAUAGAUUACCAAUAUUGCAAUUUGGAAUGCAUACCUACCUACUUAUGAGAGCUUGAUAGUGCUAAUGGUAUGGAAUAUCCUUGAAGUGAUGAGUACAAUCAUGCAGGUCAGCCAUAGCAUAGCAUAGUAGGCGGGGCUUUUGCAACAUCAAGUAAUAUGGUAUGAAUGAAUUGAGACUAUUAUUUACAA